Volvox carteri f. nagariensis is the source of this 965-nucleotide messenger RNA. RefSeq lists its product as uncharacterized. Bases 59 to 613 code for a protein of 184 amino acids. Gene Ontology annotation, cellular component: chloroplast. The record is from RefSeq and is a predicted model, not a curated record. The transcript has a single exon. Lineage: Eukaryota; Viridiplantae; Chlorophyta; Chlorophyceae; Chlamydomonadales; Volvocaceae.
AGAAUUCUUGCGUAUUCAUCUGCGACGUCAAUAGAGGCCACCGCAAGCUGGAAGAACCAUGGCCCAUGUGUGCUUAACAAAGCAGUGCAACAUUCUGCGGAACGUAGCACCCUUCCAGCCUGCAACGGGGACAUCCUUGAAAGCGCGACCGCUCUGGCGUGUUUGCCGGGCAGGAGAAUCUGAUAAUGAGCCGUCUUCAAGCGGAGAUCCAGGUCUGAAGAGUAAGGAAGCUUCUUUGGAGCGGCUGGAGGCAAGCAUACGUGGAAAAGCUGCAUCGCCCCGGCCAUCGUCUGUUGGUGGUUCCCCCGGGAAGGCUAUGAAGCCCAUUCCAAUUCGAGGAGUUUCUCAACAGCAGCGAAAGAUUGACAGCCAGUACGAAAAUAUGGCGGAAUGGAAGGAAGGGCAGCUGUUUCCUGAAGGCUGGGAGUCUAUGGGCGUGGGGCAAAAGCUAACGGAACUGUAUCUUGGUCGUCGCGGCGUCCUAUUUUGGGCAAACAAAGCUGCUUAUGCAUCCGUCUUUAUUUUGCUGGGCGGCUGGAUUCUAUUUCGUUUCGUUGGUCCGGCUGUGGGGCUUUACAAGCUUGCAGGGGACUUUGCGCCUCCGCCCCUGUAAAGCAAACGAACCGAUGUUGCCUGUUUGAUUCGAGUUUUAAAAAUAUUGGUUAAACAGAAGCUCUAGGAGGCAAUAAAGGGACUUCCAAGCGCCACUGACCCAUGGGCCGCUAACGUCGGCUGCCCACUAAAUGUACGCUGGAGGAUUGCAGGAUGCAUCUGAACAUGUGAUGCUUACGUUGUGCAAAGGUGUAUUUAAUGUGUUUGAUUUUUGUCACGCCAAUCGGGUGCGGUAUUGCUUAUGAUGGGGGCAUGUGAGCGCGGCAUGGGCCUCGGACGCGCUCAAUCAUUUUAGUGGACCUGUACCUCGACAACAAGAGACACCAAACUUAAAUACUGUAACGAUGCAACAU